Messenger RNA from Striga asiatica, 2002 nucleotides. The record is from the annotation of a GenBank genome assembly. Lineage: Eukaryota; Viridiplantae; Streptophyta; Magnoliopsida; Lamiales; Orobanchaceae.
GACGCGCGUGGGCAAAGAUACAUCUCCACGAGCAUAAAAUUAUUGGAAGAAGCCAAAUUCUAAUACAAGACUUCACAAAAGGCGCACUCAAAGCCGUGCGAUUCCUUACGGCCACCCGCCGGUGACGGAAACCUCCAGCAAACAGUCGCGCGACCGCCAUUCCAACCUACACGUGAUUAUCCUAUCACACAGCCAUCACGAGAUUGUAGAUGANCUAAUCUGAUUGAAUUCCAGUUUUAUUUGUUGUGGUGUUAGUUAAUAGGGGACUGACAAAGCUGAGCUAGUUUCUGAUUUACGUACAUUAAAGUAGCAAGCCGCAAUGGAAGCAAAACCACCUUUAUCUAUUCAAAGAUCAAGAGCAGCGCAAAUUAGUAAUUAUGGAGCCUCAGCAGCCGUGUCCUCUUCAUUUCCCGUUCUUCCAAGCCCACUGCAUGAGACAUGUCCAAGAUUUUCGGACUCCACUCAUGUUGCAUUAAACAGUGAACAACUUGUGCAUCAACCUGCAACUGUUGUUUCACCAUUGUCUUCCGACAGUGGGCUCGUCGGGCACAUGUUUUCAUCUUCUUCAGGAUUUUCUACAGAUCUUCAAUUUUCAACCGUCCAACAACAUGGGCAGCAUCCAAGGCAAUCCCCUUUUAUUUCUCAAUCGACGAGUAGUGGGAAAUCAGUCGUGUUACCGAAUGCAGUUGAUUCUCGAGUUCUUCAGUCCACUGCAUCAAGUCAAUUUAACAAAGAAAAUAACGACUCGUGGUGCGCUGAUGCAUUACCUGAUUUUCUUGAUUUUCCGAUAAGCGCGACUAUGCUGGACAGUCAACUAGAUGGUAGCAACACCGGCAGCAUUACCGUUCCACCUGAGGAUUUCGGUAAACAAAGUGAUUGGCAGGAUUGGGCUGAUCAGCUUAUUACCGAUAAUGAUGCUUUGACUACUGAUUGGAAUGGACUUCUUGGGGAUGCAAGUGUUGCAGACCUAGAACCAAAGGUAACUCAUCAGAUUCCCCAACCAUCGAACAUCUCCAAACAGCAGCCUCAUGCAUCCCAACAGCUGCCAGACACGCCUGGUGAAAUUUGCACUAAUGGCGGUCAGUCUUCAUCAGGAAAUGCUAAUCCAGGAAAGCAGCGCAUGCGUUGGACACCAGAACUUCAUGAGGCCUUUGUGGAGGCAGUCAACAAGCUCGGUGGAAGUGAAAGAGCUACUCCCAAGGGUGUCCUGAAACUAAUGAAAGUUGAUGGGUUGACCAUUUAUCAUGUGAAAAGCCACCUACAGAAGUACCGAACGGCUAGAUAUAAGCCAGAGACAACAGAGUCUUCAGAGAAAAAAUCCGCCUCUAUUGAAGAUUUUCCGUCACUCGACUUAAAAACGGGAAUUGAGAUCACCGAAGCACUGCGGUUGCAGAUGGAAGUACAAAAGAGGCUGCAUGAACAACUUGAAAUUCAAAGGAAUCUUCAGCUCCGUAUAGAAGAACAGGGAAGAUAUCUUCAGAUGAUGUUCGAGAAGCAGUGCAAGUCUGGAAUCGACUUGGUCAAAGGCUCAUCUUCCAACAAUGAAAACCGAGACGAAUUGUUAGAAAAUGCCGAUGGUAAUGUAAAGCCAAAUGAGGCGGCUAAUGAAGCAAAAACACAAGGAGAAACUUCUCAGUUGGAGGCCGGUAAAGAAAAAUCGGUCGAGCUUGAAAAUCCCGAGGCAAGCUUUGGUGUAACAUCCGAAGUGCAGCCAACAAAACGCGCGAGGGUGGAUGAGUAGGCUGUGGGCCCCAUCACCUAUUGGGAUCAUGUGAAGACACUGAAGUUUUUUAUUGUCUAUUUGACUUUGGAAUGGUAUUCUAUUGGGCAUGGGGCUUUUGUUUUCCAUCAUGAACUUAUUUUAGUUCUUUAAGCAGACAAGUGACUUUUGGAGUCUAGCACACUUGAAUUUUUCUGCAUGUAGUUUUUGGAAUUAGGGACAUGAGAGAUUUUUCGGAAGUUUGAAUGGGGAAAAAUGAAAGCUGAUGUUCUGCUCUACAGG